Molecule: messenger RNA, 9279 nt
Organism: Falco peregrinus (peregrine falcon)
Lineage: Eukaryota; Metazoa; Chordata; Aves; Falconiformes; Falconidae
Gene: WIZ
Product: WIZ zinc finger
Exons: 11
Coding region: 2655-8018 (1787 amino acids)
Biological process (GO): regulation of transcription by RNA polymerase II
Cellular component (GO): nucleus
Molecular function (GO): RNA polymerase II cis-regulatory region sequence-specific DNA binding; DNA-binding transcription factor activity, RNA polymerase II-specific
Source: RefSeq, a predicted model, not a curated record
AUCCCACGGGCUCUAGAUACCCGGAAAAAAAAAUAAAAAUAAAAAUAAAGAAAACCCCAAGGUAGAACUUGUGUCCUCUGGCCGAGGAGUGCAGGGAGGCUGGAAAUAAGAGCAAAGCUCUUUGCUGGGAAAGUGUCAGGUUCCCGCUUGGCUGUGCCAAGCUAAACACGCCACGCUGCUCGGCACAAGAGCUGGUUUUCCCCCGUGGAAGCGCUUCCCCGCACCUGUUUCAGUUUCAUUUCAUCCUGCUCACGCCUCACGGUGCUCAGGGGCUCAGCGGGGUCUCCUUCACCCUGUCCUGCGCCAAGUUUGGGGGAGAAACAAGGCGGGUUUUGGUGUUUUGUGUUUGGGUUUGUUGGGUUUUUUUUUUUUCUGCAUCGUUAGAUUUGCCAGAGAGUUUUCCGGAGCGAGUUCGAGCUGCCUUUUCGCCGCUGCUUCUCGAAGUCAUCCAUGAACUGCAGGUUGCAAACCACAGCUAGAUAGAAUAUUUUUUUUUUCUUUUUUUCUUCUAUUUUUUGGUGGUGGUUUAUACACACACACACCCACCCAACCACACCGUUGGUGACUCACAGCUCCUGUGUGAUCGCUGAGCGCAGCAGGUCAUCCGUCAUCCAGCUAACGAGCUUCUCAUCCUGUUGUGGUCGAUCAGCCGUACCUCUCUUCCAAUUCCUGGGAUUAGUUCUGGCAUUUUUGGCACAAGAUCCGCCCCCCCCCCACCAUUCUUUUCCCUCGGGGUCUUGCUGCUUGGUUCUCCUCUGCAUUGGGAGCCUUUCUGAUGCACCCUUUGGGGUCAGGAGCAGGUAUGGGACCAUCACCGGUGGCUGCUCAGGCUUUCCAGGAGACUCUUCAGCGCAACCCCUCGAUGCUUCCUUCUCCAUUGGGUCUUUGACCCCAUUUUUUCUUCCAGUGGCCUUCACAUCUUCUGUACUUCCUCUGUGGUCAUGGGUGCUGGUGGGUCUCACGCUGCUGUGAUGCUUCUCCUUCUCUACCUUGAAUGGUUGGUCCUGCUUUGUCUCCAGAGCCCUCACCAUUGGGUUGCGGUGGCUUAAACCGCGGUGGAGACCCCCCCCGAGGUCCCUGGGGUGCUGUGGGGAUGUUUCCUGGCUCCGUUGGUCAUGGAAGGGUGCGGCUCUUCCUCUGGGCAGGCGUCUUGUCCUGGCUCCGUUCUUUGGCUCGCAGACCUGCAGGUUGGCCUCUUUCUUGGAAAAGAAAGAGCGUGUCGCUGCGGAGCUGUUUCUGAGAAGACGAUGGUGUCCAGAUAGCCGAGGUUUGGGAGAUAAAAAAAUUUAGUGUCAUUUUCUGGUGGCCCUGGCAAGUCCUACAAAAGCUGGAGGGACCAUGUUGUCCCAGGAGACCCAAAGGGAAGCAUUCGAAGCUGUGGUGUGGCUCCAUCCAGACACUUAACAUCUCCUUUCCACCUCAGUGGGACUUCUCCAGCCCUUGGUGACUGGGGAGAUGAGGCACCUCAUCCCUGAGCUUCGUCUUUUUCCUCCUCAAUCAGAGCUGAACAGCAAGACGAGGGUCCCCAGCGGUGGCUUCGGUGGGUGAGCAGGUCAUCCCACGGUGCUCUUCUCUCCGAUGGAGCUGUGCUGGUGCUCCUGGUGGGACCUGGCUCUCCUGCGUGUCCCCAUUGAGGUUCUGCUGCUCCAGUUGGGGCGUUAACAUCGUGCUGGGACAGCGUCUCUGCUUAACCCUUGGUAGAGUCCUUCAUCCAGAUGUUUAUACGAAGUCUGUGAAACUGUGGCAAGCUCUCGCUGACCAUAAAACAUCCCAGGGAGCAGAGCCAACAUCUCAAGAUGUGUCAAGCUUCCUACGGCUCCGUCUUCCAGAAGUGCGCGAGGCUUCCUGAGCUCUGCUGACUCGGGCAGCUUGAACGCGAGCCCGUGCACAUGAGCCAACAGGCACUGGCUUAGUUUAGUUCAGGGUUUUGUUUUUUCCUUUUGUUUUAUAAUUUUUUUUUCUCCAGCAUAAGCGGUUUGCUGAAGCUCAGCUGUCCCCAUGGGCCCUUUCGGUGUGAAAACUUGGGUGUCAUCUUGAAAAAUCAACAGUGGUGGGUGGGUGGUUCUUUAUUUCGGAGCCAGACACAAGGAUCUCUUGGGUGAUUCUUUAUUUUCCCUGAGUCAAAACGUGAGGAUCUCACAGAGGACAGUCUGUUUCAGCAGGAGGGCUGUUGCUUUUAUCUGUGAUCGGUGCUGGGAGGAGAAACACUUGACUUAAGUGACCAGUUGGUGCCAAAUCUCCAAGUGUUGCCUUGAAGGAGCAAGAAACGCAGCCACCGAGCACACAGCAAAGACGUGGCAUCCCACGAAACAUCUGCUCAGCACCCGGGGAGGGCACACAGAGCGCCCUGGGACUUGUUUGAUAAGGCAGAGGUCUCAUCCUGAGAGGUUCCGGCGGGUUUUUGUACUUAUGCAACACGCACUGAUCUGUCCGGACCAGUAAGAAGGAACUCCAGAGCUGCUGGAUGGAGCAUGCCCGGGCAUAGCUGAGCCGAGUAGACAUCCAGGGUGUCAGAUGAGCCUGAUCCUGCCCUCUCUGGUGCUGUCCCAGCCACAGCUCACAGGACCGAACUCGGCUCCCCGAAUGAAGAGCAUUUGGAGUUCCAGAAGGCUUUGUACAGGACGGAUGCCAGGAGCUCCCUAGACCUGCGCAACAUGACCGUCAGCAGCGGCGUGACAUGGGACGCCACCACCCUGGAGACAAGAGCGGGUGAUGGGAGAGAAGAAAGCACUUUAGAGAGACUGUCUGGCUUGAAGGACUCGAAGGAGGUGCGGUGUGUGAAGGAGUCGUCGUUCGCCAUGGAGCCCCAGGUUGUCAAUCCGGUGCAGGUGGAUCCCGAGCAACUGGAGAGCGACCCUGAGGACCUGGAUGGUGGCACAGCGGCAGCAGAGACGCCUGGCCCUUGCGCUGGGGCAUCGGUUGGCAGUGGAGAAGAGAAAUAUCUUCAAAAUGAACCAAAGCAACUCGAAGGCCUCAGCAAAGAGCACUUAGAGAAAAGCAAGAGGGGAAUCCAGAGGGUUGACUGGAUUUCCAGACCCACCAAAAGCCCGAGUCCUCACUACAAAGAUAUAAACAAACCGACAGAUGUAGCAGCCACCUUGCCCUUUCGGGGACAGGCCGUGCGUGAAGUGCCUCCUCCUCUGACCCCCACGGUGUUCAGAAAAACGCUAAACCCUGUCCUCAGCAAGUCCAAAUCCCUGGAGAGCUCCUCAUCCCACAGGAAGGGGCUGAUGGUCGACUCAGACUUGGGCGAGAUCAACCCGCUCAACACGGCUGAGUGGACGAUCCAGAAACCAGGUCUUCAGCUCGGCGCGGACCUCGGCGUCGGCAAACAGUCCUGGACAGUAAAUGCUGAAGAUUCGGUGGAGCGGAUCCCAUUGAUGUCCCUGGAGCCGGCUCCCUGCAGCUCCUAUGACAUCGAGAUGAGGCCCUACAUGUGCAGCGUCUUGUUGGACGAGCAGGGGAAGGAGGAGCUGGCCCCAGAGGAGGACCCGACGGUGUACACCUGCAUCGAGUGCAGCAUUUACUUCAAGAAAAAAGAACAUUUGAUGGAUCACAUGCUUCAGCAUAAUCGCGGACCAGGGAGGGACCAAGACAGGGAUGCUCUGGGGGGGCAGUGUCAGUUCUGCUGCAACGAGUGCGGCUGGGCCUUUGGAGACCCCACCUCUUUGGAGCAGCACAAGAGGCUCCACCAAGAGUCCAGGGAAAAAAUUAUCGAAGAGAUCCAGAAGUUGAACGAGUUUCCAGACGAAGGGCGGGAAGCCCGGCUGCAGUGCCCCAAGUGUGUCUUUGGCACAAACUCCUCCAAGAUCUUUGUCCAGCACGCCAAGAUGCACGUCAAGGAGAGGAAGGACCAAGGGGCGAAGAACAUGAAUCUCUUUGGAAGCACGGGCAGUGGAGAAAUACGGGAUAGCCCCGUGCACGGCAUCUACAAACACUUCAAACCAAAUGAACACACGUCCCUGCAGAUGCAGGUACCACCUCACGGCAGCAGCAAAGGGCUCAGCACCUGUAUGCUCUGCAGCUUCCCGGCCCCCAAUGAGAACAUUCUCAAGGAGCACAUGAAAUACGCCCAUUCCCACCUUUCCUGGGACACGGAGGUGUACGAGGAGGAUCCCAAUCAACCGGGAACCAGCAGAGAUGCCUACAGCCCAGCCAGACCGGGCCGGUUUGCGGAGACGGAUUAUUUUGGCAAAGCAGACCGGCUUUUCCCUCCACCCCACCGAGAAAGCCCAUCAUCGCAUUAUGAAGCCGUCCACGGUUUCGCCCUGACUCACCCGAGACUCGACAAAAGCAACGGGGCUACUAAAAAGGACUACCAGGCGUCGGGGUUUCAUGCCAGAAAAGCAGCUCCCUACGCUGCCCCCCACAAAAACCUGGGCUUGUCUGGUUUUCCCUCCGCAAAAGCUUAUUCCCAGUUCGCUCUGCAGCAGCUGAAAAAAAAAGCCGCGGCUCAGCACCUCGAAGGAGAAGGUGACGGUCUCAGGAGCCACCCGAUGGGGCUGGAAGAACUCAGGCACAAGUGGGUGUUGGCCAACGACGCGGGGAGCACGGAAGAGGAGAUCUCCGUAAGCGCAGAGAUGGAUUUGGGCGAGAACAGAAGCGUCAAACCCGUCAGCAUCCCUCAAGCCGCCUUGGACCUCAAGAGGACGUUCAGAGACACCUUGAAAGCCACGGACUCUUUGAUCGCUUCGGAGGAGCAGCAGCAGCAGUUGCGGAAGAUGGUCCCCAUCGUCUUGCUGGAGGAGGUGAACCUGCACCCCAGGGCGACGAAGCGGCCCCGGGGGAAGCCGUUCAAGAAGAAAACAACGCUCCCUUCCCGGGAAUUCAUGAUGGAAGAGCCCCUUCCCUUGGAUAUGCUCCUGUUGGAUGCUCCUCUGGAGGGUCCUCUGGAGCUUGACGACCUCUUGGACUCCGACUCACCCAUGUUGAAGAACGAGGAGAGGAAAUGUCCCUACUGCCCAGACAGGUUCCACAACGGCAUCGGGCUGGCGAACCACGUGCGGGGCCACCUCAACAGGGUGGGGGUGAGCUACAACGUCCGUCAUUUCAUCUCAGCGGAAGAAGUGAAAGCUAUUGAGCAAAAAUUUUCCUUCCAAAAGAAGAAGAAAAAAGGUAUUGCGAACUUCGACCCGAGCACUUUCAGCCUGAUGCGAUGCGAGUUCUGCGGGGCCGGUUUCGACACGCGGGCGGGUCUCUCCAGCCACGCCAGAGCCCACCUGAGAGACUUUGGUAUCACCAACUGGGAGCUCACCAUCUCGCCCAUCAACAUCCUCAAGGAGCUGUUGGCCAACUCCUCGGAGCAUCCGAUGCUGCAAGCGGCGAUGGGAGCUGAGCCCUCGUCCCCGAGCCGAGAGAGGGAAGCUCACGGCUUUGUGCCUCACAAGAGCAUGACCCCCAUGUCCGAGUGCAGCAUCCCACGCUCUCCUCUCUCCCCGUUCCCCCCGUCGUGGGGAGACGAGUCCCUGCAGUCCUACAGAGACGUCCUGGCUCCAGAAGAGGAAGAGCUGGUGGCCAUGGAGGUGGGUUCACCCCCUCUCCCGAAAAAAAGUGCUCCCGCUGGGCAGAUGGAUCAACCCCCCACCAGGAUAGGGACCAAACUGUCUCCUGAGCCACCCGGGAGCAAACCAGAGCCUCAGGACUCCAAAACCCAGAACCUUACGACGUGCGAAGUGUGCGGUGCCUGCUUCGAAACCCGCAAAGGUUUAUCCAGCCACGCCCGUUCUCACCUACGGCAACUUGGCGUAGCUGAAUCGGAGAGCAGUGGGGCUCCCAUCGAUUUGCUUUACGAACUGAUGAAGCAAAAAGGCAAACCCGACGGCAGCCCCAUGUCUCCCACCCUUGGCAAAAAAUCCGGUUCCCCCAAAGACGCCGCCACCGGUUCCCCUCGACCCACGCUCCUGGCGCUCGGCAAGGCCAGCGAUCGCCCGCUGGAUGGUCCCGUAAAUAAAGCCAUCAAAUCCCCUCCCGGCUUCUCGAAAAACCUCUCGCAACCGGGAUCCCCCAUCCUGAAGAAGGUGCCACCUGCUCUUUCGGGGUCCCCGUCUCCGAAAAACCCCGAGGAGAAGAGCUCCAAGCUCUCACUGAGCCCUCUGCAGAGCUCUCCAAAAGCCCAGUGGCCGCAGGCAGAUGAGGAAGGACCACUCAAUUUAACCUCUGGGUCGGAGCCGGUGCGAGAUAUCCGCUGCGAGUUUUGCGGCGAAUACUUCGAGAACCGCAAAGGUUUGUCGAGCCACGCUCGAUCCCACCUCCGGCAGAUGGGGGUGACCGAGUGGUAUGUCAACGGUUCACCCAUCGACACCCUGCGGGAGAUCCUCAAACGGCGAAGCCAACCGCGGAGCAGCGCCUCAAAUCCCGCCGGCCCCGGGCAAAAAGCCAUGGCCAAGACCCUCCUGGGCAGUAUGGGAUCCUUGGAACCACGCGGUCCCGGAGAGCUUCACAUCCCCACCCUCCCCAAGAAGGUCCAGCAAGCCGGCAGCCCCCUGGGGCAAUCUCCUACCUCGUCCCCACCUCCCACCGCCCGGAAGAUGUUUCCAGGCCUUUCUCCUCCCUCCUUGCAGAAGAAACUCAAACAAGAUCAGCUGAGGGUGGAAAUCAAGAGGGAGAUGAUGUCGGGAGGACUCCACGGAGAACCUCACCCAUCCGACCGAGCCUGGUCCCCGCGGGAGGAGAUGUCUCCCUUGAACCUCUCUUCCCGAGCUGACCCAGUGCGAGAUAUCCGCUGCGAAUUUUGCGGCGAAUAUUUCGAGAACCGCAAAGGUUUGUCGAGCCACGCUCGAUCCCACCUCCGGCAGAUGGGGGUGACCGAGUGGUCGGUCAACGGCUCACCCAUCGACACCCUGCGGGAGAUCCUCAAGAAGAAAUCCAAACCCUGCGUCAUCAAGAAGGAACCUCACACCUCCAGCAUCGAACUCCCCAAAUCUCUCGGGGAAGAAGGGACGGACCCCAAGGCCUCGGGAAAAAUCCUGCAGGGAAUGGCCCUGGCAUCCCUGGGAGGGCGGCCAGGGAAGCCCAGCCCGGGCAGCUCCACCUUGAACCGGGAGAUUUCCCUGUCGCCGCUCACCGGUAAAUCCCAGGGCGCUUUCCUGACACCGCUGGCGGCCAAACGGCCGCUGCAGGACGAGCGCCUGGGCCCCCCUGCCGACGGGAAGCACAAGGCGUACAUCCCGGCGGAGCUGCCCUUCAAAUCCAAGGCCGUGCACGACAAACCGGCGCACACGUCCAGUGAAGCCUGCUGCGAGCUCUGCGGCCUCUACUUCGAGAACCGUAAGGCCUUGGCCAGCCACGCGCGCGCGCACCUGCGGCAGUUCGGCGUCACUGAGUGGUGCGUCAACGGGUCCCCCAUCGAGACCCUCAGUGAGUGGAUCCGGCACCGACCCCAAAAAGCCGGUGCUUACCGGAGCUACAUCCAAGGCGGGCGCCCCUUCACUAAGAAAUUCCGGAAUUCUUCCCACGCCCGGGAUCACGACGGUGGCGGCGCACGACGGAUGCCGCUCAGCCUUCAAGGUAGUGGCGUGACCUUUCUGAAUAAAGGAUUGACGGGAGAGUUGGCUCACGGCGACGCCGGAAAAAUCCUGGAUGGGGGAAGCGGCGGUGAGCGGCCCAUGAUCACCUCCCCCCUCUCGUUGGUGAAGGUGGAGGAACAUCAACGCUCCAACAUCAGCAAGUUUGAGCGGAGGCAGGCGAGACCCCUGGAUGCCGCGCUCCACCGGGAAGAGGAAGGGGCUGAAUUCCAGCAGAAGAUGGAGGAGACGCGGCAGCCGCCGCCGCGGAUGAGGCCGGUGCCAUCCCUGGUCCCCCGCCCCCCACAGACCUCCCUGGUGAAGUUUGUGGGGAACAUCUACACCCUCAAGUGCAGGUUCUGCGAGGUGGAAUUCCAAGGGCCCCUCUCCAUCCAGGAGGAAUGGGUACGGCAUCUCCAGCGACACAUCCUGGAAAUGAAUUUCUCCAAAGCGGAUCCUUUACGGGGCGAAGCUCCCCCAGCCCCAGACCCCCCCACCCUCGCCGAGGCUCAGUAACGGGAGCCCCCACCCUCACGGUGACCGAGCCGGCACAGGGAAGCGACACCAUCCCCCCCCCCCUCCCCACAUCCACGAUUCCUUUUUUUUGUUGUUACUUUUUUUUUUUCGGGAAAGGGGGGGAUCGAGCGCUGCCUUUGCCUCUCCGGAGCUUCCCACUUUGUCCGGGGGAAUGAGCUGGCGGGGGGGGCACAAUCCCAGCUACAAGCACUACAUGGAUCAAGACAACCCUCGGCGAUCGACCCUCGGUGAUCCCACGGGAGACACCGGGAUCCGGCACCGGAUCGGGGAGGGAACAACUCAGUGUCGGUCUCGGGACAGGACGGGGAAUUAUUCCCCUUCCUCGCUUCCCAAAAUCCGUGUGGGUUUUGGUUUUUUGGUUGGGUUUUUUUUUUUUAGGUUUUUGUUUGUUUGUUUGUUUGUUUUGAUGAUUUUUUUUUUUUUUUUUUUUUUUUUUUUUUUUUUUUUUUUUAACCCAAAGAACAAACGCUGUCACCUUUACCGAUGGCGAUUCGGGAUGGAGCCGGGCCGGAGGGGAAUUUCAGGGAGCAGCCACGUUCCCGGAAAACGCUGUGGAUUUUGUAUAUGACCCUUAGAGUUAAUGUAUAUUCGAUUUUUUUUUUUUUUUUUUUUUUUUGUUCUCUCCAUAGGCGAUGAUAAAAUUUAGCCUCGCGUAGAUGUCGGAAUCCCUCAGUUCCGGGGUUGCAUGUUGCCCAAAAUCCCCUUUUCCUACACCAAAAAAAAACCUGCCGCUGCUUCCCUCCCGCUUUUCCCACCAUCCGGUGGGAUUCACACCCCAUCCCCCCCCCGCCUCCCCCCCGGCUGCAUCCCGAUCCACCGGAGAGGAGCAGAGCGGGUGGGAGCUCCAGUGGGAACAGGGAAUUCCCAGUUUUCCAGCCGGGAUGGGCCGCCGCGGCGCUGGGAGGAUUCGGCUCAGCCCCCACCCCUCCCCCCACCCCCCUCUCACUUUCAGCGUUGCUUUAUUAUUUCUUUAUUUUUCCCGGUUUUUCCUCGUCUAGCUCCAUAGACCUCCUGACUUUUUUAAACUCUAGAUUUGUGUAGAAAUAAGGAAUAUUAAGGAAUAUUCAUUUUUAUUUGGAAAUCCCAAAACUUCCGAAUUUCGGAAGGAAUUUUAACGGAUAAAUUUUUUUUCUUUUUUUUUUUUUUUUUUUUUUUUUUAUUUCCAAUUUUUUGGGACAUAUUCUGGUGAUUCUUGUACCCGGGAAUAUGGGACGAUGGAUUAAAUUCUUCUGGAAAUGAA